AGACCACACUGCUGAAGAUUUGACCUGCGCGGUGUGAGUCGAGUGCGAUGUGCGACAAGGCCGAGCAGGACCCGGAAGCCACCGUACUGACCAGCAACCCGGCCUCAGAGACGGACGACCGCCAGGGCUCCUACCCGGAGUCUGUGGACACCUUAGGCUCGUCACCGGGAACGUCGGAGAGAACGGCAACUCCAAACACAGGGCCUAGUUGCAGCAGCGCAAGCUCCUCGAGCCCAAACGCAGCAGGCGAGAAGCCGCAGUUCUACAUCGAGGUUGACGCCAGCUCCAUGGUCAACUUGAAAGCCGGAACCCAGUACACGCUGGUGCCCUUGGACGCAGAUCAGGCGACGGCGGCUGCCAUACCAACCUCGGGCAUUGCGCAGACGCUUGCUUGGGGCCGCACACUGGACGGACGACUACCUGGGGAAGAGGCAGCCGGGAACCCUAGAGUUGUGUCGAAGGAAGAGCUGACCAGCGACGCGUUCGGCCUGGACCAGGGCAUGAUGAACACUUUCGACGCGACCGCCGUGGCGCCUGGCAAAACCGAGGAGCAGGACGCGCCCCUCGACGCGGAGUUCGAGGGCUCCGAAGACAAGAUGACUUACACACCCCUCAUGACCGUCUCUCAGCAACAGCAGCAGCAACAGCAGCAAACAGAGGCUCACGAAGCGACCGCUGCAGCAGCCGCUGCCGCACAGAUGGUAAGCCUGUUUUCCUAA
Messenger RNA from Rhipicephalus sanguineus (brown dog tick), 719 nucleotides. RefSeq lists its product as uncharacterized. The coding region runs from base 48 to 719 and encodes 223 amino acids. The transcript has 5 exons. The record is from RefSeq and is a predicted model, not a curated record. NCBI's taxonomy places the organism in Eukaryota, Metazoa, Arthropoda, Arachnida, Ixodida, Ixodidae.